This is a messenger RNA of Somion occarium, 2853 nucleotides long. NCBI's taxonomy places the organism in Eukaryota, Fungi, Basidiomycota, Agaricomycetes, Polyporales, Cerrenaceae. The record is from the annotation of a GenBank genome assembly.
GUCGACGCGUUGUUUGUGUGCGCUUGUGCUGCACGUGGCGGGAGAGAAAGUUGGUUCAAGUCGCGAAGUUGAACCUCCUUGGUCUCUUGCGGCUGACUACCUUUGCCAGCAUCUCUUGCGUGUAAAUCCCCCUCCGCAUCUGUGGGCUUUCUUUGUUUUAUACCCCCACACAUACAUCUUUUUCUUCCGCUAGUUUUCUCUUGCUAUCCUCCCGUCAGCGUUCCAAACUUCCACCAUAAUCUUCAAACGUAGAUAUUCGCAUUGAACACGAUGACAAACAACAACGCCCGUAUCCCCAUGCGAAACCGACCAGGACCAAUCCGCCCUCGUAUGAAUGGCGACGAAAACGCCACAUCUAGACAUGUCCGUCAAGCCUCCAGUGUCGCCCUUUCCACCCGCCCUUCUCACCCCACGGUCAACGUACAAGCUCUUAAGAACGGUCUUGGUCCACAACGUGCUGCCCUGGGAGAGGUCACUACCACCGCUGUCAACCGCAAGGAUGCCGCCAAGAAACUCGCCGGCAAGGAGCCUACUGAGAUUGGCCUGAAGCGCAAGAGUUCUGCCUUGGUAACUGGUCCUCAGCGUGUGCCCAUUCGUGCAGCGCGGACAACCACUGCACAAACCACUGCACGCAUCCGACCGACCAUCCCCACGCGCACCACUGUCCUCCAUGAACCUAUCAUUGCUAUCGCUCAAGAUGAGGAAGAAGAUGAGAUGGAUGUUGAAGAUCACCAUGUUCAAGUACAACCUACUGUUGUCGAUACUCAGAUCCAGCUGGUCAGCCAAGAUGACAUUGAAUCCAUGAUGGGUGUUGAGCUUGAAGAGCAGGAGCCAGUCGACGGAGUAAAGCCUGUGCGUCACUGGCCCGAGGUGGGCACCGACCGUGCGGAACGGUACAGGAAAACCGUCGACCAGGUACGGGAGGUGUUCCAGGAUGAACUCGAAGAUGAAGACGCAACGAUGGUGUCCGAGUACGCCAAUGAAAUCUUUGACUACAUGAAUGAACUUGAGGACGAGUGCAUGCCCAACCCAGAGUAUAUGACUGGUCAGAGUGAGAUCACCUGGCCGAUGCGACAGACACUGGUGGAUUGGUUACUCCAGGUACACCUGCGUUAUCACAUGCUGCCCGAGACACUAUGGAUUGCAAUCAACAUCGUCGACCGCUUCCUGACGCGGAGAGUAGUUUCGCUUGUCAAACUGCAGCUUGUUGGCGUCACGGCAAUGUUCAUUGCAGCGAAAUAUGAGGAAAUCCUAGCGCCAUCAGUAGACGAAUUCGUGUUCAUGACCGAAAGGGGGUACACCAAGGAGGAGAUCCUCAAGGGCGAGCGCAUUAUGCUGCAGACCCUCGAGUUCAAAGUUAGCCACUACUGCUCGCCGUACAGCUGGAUGCGCAAAAUCAGCAAGGCAGAUGCGUAUGACCUCAACACCCGGACGCUUUGUAAGUUCUUGACCGAGGUUACGCUUCUCGACUACCGCUUCCUGCGCGUGAAGCCGUCGAUGGUCGCUGCCAUUGGUAUGUACACUGCGAGAAGGAUGCUGGGGGGAGACUGGAACGAAGCAUUCGUCUACCAUGCCGGUUAUACGGAAGAACACCUGCUCCCUGGUCAUGCCAUGCUGGUGCAGAAGCUUACCGAGGAGACUUUCACGAAGCAAUAUGUCUUUAAGAAAUAUGCCCACAAGAAGUUCCUCAAGGCCUCUCUCUUCGCUGUCGAAUGGGCGCUGACGAACUUCGAGGAAGAAGGCAAUAUGGAGAACAUGGUCCUCGAAGAAUGAGGGGAUCGUACGUCUAUGUUCUACCUAUGCUCUUCCUAUGUUGCCCCUAUGUCCGCUGCAUCUCCAGUCAUGGCUUCCAUAUCUCCGCACCCAGUUUGCAUCGUUAUUUCUGCAUAUCGUUUCUCUUUCUCACUUUCUUUGCAUUUGCAUCAUGAUCAUCCACACGUUGUUUCAUUACACACAGCACACACAAGCACACAUUUAUUUUUUGUCACGAAUACCUCUCGAUCACUCUCUAUAUGUCUCGCUUUCCUCCCUCGCUCUCUCGAUUUGAUGGUUUAUCACAGUUAUGCGUCCGUGAAGAAAACUACUGCGCUUUACCAGUCUCAUCAUCGCCUCCACGCUCUCUCUCUUUCUCUCUCUCACGUUCUAUCGCCUUUUUUUCUCUUGUCUCUUGUUGGUCUCGGACCCUGGUUUGAAGCCAUGCCCUCAUGCUUGUUUUGUAUGCGCACGUCUCAUCGCAAAACCGUUUCCGCCUCUUUCAGUCUCCCAUUUGCCGUCUUUAAUCUUAUAUUCUGGCUCUUGUUUUUUCUUCUUCUUCUCCUUUGAUUUCCACCUUGAAUUGUUCGCUUCCCUCCUUUCGCGUGCCGCACUUGCUUUGUCGCGCUUUCCUCACCCGACCUUGCUUUAAGUUCAAGCUCAAGCUUUCCUUGAUUUCUCGCUUUGUUUUAUAGCUAAUUUUUGUAUCCUGUCGAGUCCGUCCCAGCUCCCCGUUCCAGUUUCCCCUUCUCGUUCCUGAUCUCUCCAAAAACUGCUUCAUGAUCCCUCGGACUCUGGAUCGCUUUCUCUUUCCCCCCUUCUCCCCUGUCCCCGUCCCACUUUCUAAAACUUCCUUGUUCAAGUUAUCUUCUAUCUUCAUUUCUAGUACUAGUACCACUGGCACCCCCCGUCAUCCCCCACACGUACGCAUGUAGAACUUGCACUACUAGACCCGCACACCGCACAUCGCUCCCCGCCCCAUCCUCCUCCACAAGUAGCUGAAGGUAUAUACGUACUUGAUUGUGUACAUAGUAUCUCCUGCGCUGUGCGCCAGGGUUCCGUCUUUGUUUAUUUUGUCUAUUUAUUUUCUUUAUGGCUGUC